AUGGGAGAAUUUGAUGGAGGCAUAAACCUUGUUAUGUCGGAUGUUCAUGGUAAAACGAUUGGAGGAAUAGUACAACAUCUUGUUGCUGAAACUGAUGUUGAGGUAAUUGUAUGUCCAUUCUACAUGUCUCAUCCAUUUGAAUUCGAUCCUCCAAUGAUAUUUGGGAAUCCCUUUUUGCCAAGCUCUAGAGAUCCAACCUCUAGCCUUCCAAACUCUAACGAUUCAAGCUCUAGGAAAGCAUGA
This is a messenger RNA of Arabis nemorensis, 243 nucleotides long. The record is from the annotation of a GenBank genome assembly. NCBI's taxonomy places the organism in Eukaryota, Viridiplantae, Streptophyta, Magnoliopsida, Brassicales, Brassicaceae.